Molecule: messenger RNA, 1422 nt
Organism: Seminavis robusta
Lineage: Eukaryota; Bacillariophyta; Bacillariophyceae; Naviculales; Naviculaceae
Source: the annotation of a GenBank genome assembly
AUGAAGGUGUUUCUCUACGGCGUACUUGCCGUGAAUCUGUUGGCGGUGACUUUUGUCCUUUUGGAAUUGGGGGACCGGCUGCCAAUUGUGAAAGCUUUGAUAUCCAACAAGAAAGAAACCACUGAGAAAGUGUCAGCACCUGUAGCUCCUGUAGCUCCUGCCAUUGAGAAUGUCACAGUAUCCCCAGCAAACACCACAGCACCACCAACAGCAUCACCCACCACAAAGCCCGAGCCAUCCAUUCGUGUUGAGAACAUGCCAGCUUCGGCAUCGCUCCCAAACAUUGCUUUGACCGUUCGGUUGAACACUGACUUUCUCGACAUUACCAGAGGCGUAUUACUCAAGUCCUUCAGUGUGUUUUGGCCCAAGAAGACAGCAUGGCCCCAGUCUUCGCUGGCUAUGGUGUGGGAUGAAGAACUCCCUCAGGAUAAGCAAAACUCGCUCGAAUUCCCUCAAUACACACAUGUUUUUGAAAAGCUCCCCCCCGAUGGAACCCUGUGCUCUGCAAUGAGGAGUGAGGGCUAUGCUCGCCAGCAAUGGUCCAACUUCAUACAAGACACACUCUUCAAAGAGGAGGACGCCCCAGAGUUUCUUGGCUUCUUGGACGCCGACAGCUUCUUUGCAGCGGCUGUUCAUCCUAGCGAAUUGUUUGACUAUGAUGAGAAGAAUCAGCGUUGGCGUCCUCGAGUCAUCGGCUACAACAGUUGCUGUGUUGUGUGGGGAGCUGAAACGACCAAGCUGGCUCUGCAAGGGGGAGAAACUGUUGGCAUGUUCAUGGUUGUCAUUGGGUUUCCAAUUAUUGUCAAGACAAAGCACCUAGCAUACGUCCGAGAUGUUGUGGCAAAGAACCUCGUUGGGGAAACAGGUUAUGAUGCCUUUAACAAGGCAUUCAACAAGAUCUGCAAUACUAAGGGAGGGUAUUCCCAGUUUGACAUUAUCAUGAAUGUUCUGUGGAACUCACCCUACAGGGAUGAAUACUCAUGGACACUCCGAGAUCAAAAGACCAGUCAACAUCCGGCCUUCAAAGAAACUCUCUCCAGCAAUCCAGAGGUUCUGGCGAAGGAUGAUUUCAAUGCAGCUGUCCCGAAACUUGGUGUCAUGAAGCAUGGUCAUGAUCCUGCAAUCAAGGCGAAAAAAGGUACUCCAGAGUUCAACAAAAUCAUUGGAAGAAAGAUUCGUUCGGCAAUGUGUCUGUACGCUGAUGCUUGCUUGCAUGAUCCAGACAACUACUGCACCUCGCGUCGCGCAGAAGAGGCGAAGGCGACGGCUCUUUUCACUGACUGGAUUGAUGCUACAGAGAUACCAGCACAACACUUCCAGAAAUCUACAGAACUGCAUAAGAAACGAAUCAUGGACAACGCAUUUGCUUGGCCAUGGCUGGAACCUUCUUGUGGGAAAGCAGAUUCUACCACUAUGACCUAA